Molecule: messenger RNA, 1868 nt
Organism: Drosophila grimshawi
Lineage: Eukaryota; Metazoa; Arthropoda; Insecta; Diptera; Drosophilidae
Exons: 2
Coding region: 65-1321 (418 amino acids)
Source: RefSeq, a predicted model, not a curated record
UAAAACUAAACUAAAUUAAGGUCGCUGAGGGUGGAGCGAGGAGGAGGAGUAGGUGGUGUUCAACAUGGACAACGACUAUGAUAUCGAUAUCGAUUUGAAUUUUGUGCAACUGAGCCGACAGCAGCUGCUGCAACGGUACACGAAUGCCGUACGGCAACUGCGUCGCCUCGCCGAGGCCAAUUACGGUGUGCGUCCGCUCAGCUUCGAUAACUAUGUCAUCUUUCAGUAUUUCCAACAGCGCAGUCCACGCAGUGCACAGGCACCGCAGGCGCCCCUCUACACAACGCCAGAGACGCCACUGAUGGCGUAUCUAAAACUGGAGGUAUUGCAUCAUCUGCUUGACAGGCGACGCAAAAUCCUCUGCUGGAUGUUCUACUUGACACUGAUGUCGCUGUGUGUGGUCGCCUAUCGCUAUGAGACGUCACAGAGUGCGAACAAUGUGCGGAUGGUGCAAUCGAUGGUGUAUCCGGGCAUGCGUAUGUGGCGUCGCAUGACCAUGCCACUAAUCCAACGCUUUCCACGGCUCACCGAACUGUACGACGAGUCGUGCCUGAUGGGCAAUCCGUUCUUUCAGGUCGAGGAUCUCAGUUGCGGACCGUGUGCCCAUGUCGAAAGCGUUUGGCUGGAGAGCGAUCAGUGCGCCCAGCUCCAUGCGACGAAUGCCAGCAAUGAGACAUUGUCCGGCUAUGAGCAGUUGGCACUGUUGCAACAGUGCCGCCAGCCAGCAACGGAUCAUCAUGUGCCGUACAUGUUUCGUGGCGAUCAGCAUGCAUUCGAUUUGGCCGAUUUCUAUCGGAUCUAUGCGAACAAUUUGCAGAUCUUUCAACGGGACGCGUAUCGUGUGCACUCAACAAAUCAGCAUGUCCACAAUCUGGAGGAUCUGUUCGGGCAGUUCAACAGGAGCAGCUUGGUGCAGGGCGCAAAGGAUGAGCUGCACCCAUCCUCAACGCACACGCACAACUUGUGGCGCUGCAAUCGAAUGCUGCCCGCUCGCCUCUUGCGACCCAUUUUCGCCCGUCCGCUACGCUUGCCCAGCAUGGGCGUCGCCCUGGAACGGUAUGUGGCCAUCGAUACGGCACAGGCGCCGACGUAUACGUUGCCCGAAACGGAAUGUCCCAAUGUGUAUGUCCAUCAGGCGGUGGGCACUCGUUUCAUCAUCCUGCGUCCAACCAGCGAAUGCCGUCAACGCUGUCGCACCCUCUCCAUGCGCCUCACCCAAUCCUUUGUGCUCAACUACAAUUGGUUAUACUGGAAGCCGAUCUCGGCGCCUGAUCCCAUUGCGGACAACAUUUCCAUCAGUCUAAUUGGUUCCUACUGCUAAGUGGGACCAGCACCGUUAACCCGUGACUCCCCCCUCUCUCAUGCACUAUAUAUAUAUAUAUAUGUAUAUAUAUGUAUAUACUGAUAAACGCCAAGCCAACAUUUUUAAAUCACGAAUUUUUUUGUCGCUCAUUUUGGGAAAUGAAAUGCAAUUCUUGAAAUGAUUAACUGAAAGAUCGAUAGUUGACCAUUGAAAAUGGCAGCUGGAUUAGCUAUAAGAGCCAUGUUCUGAAUUGUCCUUGUAGUUAUUAAGUUUAGCUUAUAAUCAAUGCCGAUCGUUUUGUCCCCCUGAUUUCACUUUAUAUGUGUUCUAUUCUCGAUGAUGAUGAUUUUCGUUAUUUUCUUUAAUCAACUGCAUUUAUACUCAGCUUUAAGUUUAACUUGAUUUUAAUCGUUACUAGCACACCAACUGGCGUCUAAAAUAUAAAUAUAACAAUACUAUAUAUACACAUAUACAUAGAUAUAUAAGAUGCCAUUAUAGGAAUAUAAAAUAUCGAUGAAUUUUUUUUUCGAGUUUCUCGCAACUUUUUUGUUUAGUUCAAUCAUUU